Castor canadensis (American beaver) is the source of this 963-nucleotide messenger RNA. Its product is annotated as olfactory receptor 8B8-like. NCBI's taxonomy places the organism in Eukaryota, Metazoa, Chordata, Mammalia, Rodentia, Castoridae. Gene Ontology annotation, biological process: G protein-coupled receptor signaling pathway. Gene Ontology annotation, molecular function: G protein-coupled receptor activity; olfactory receptor activity. The record is from RefSeq and is a predicted model, not a curated record. Gene Ontology annotation, cellular component: membrane.
AAAGAAAGAGUAAUGAAUCCUGCAAACAGCUCUUUGGUCAAUGAACUCAUUCUCAUGGGAUUAACAGACCAAAAUGACCUCCAAGUACCCCUGUUCUUCCUGUUUUUAAUGAUAUAUAUGGUAACUGCCUUCGGGAAUAUAGGACUGAUAAUUCUUAUUGUGCUGAAUUCACACCUUCACACCCCCAUGUACUUUUUCCUCAUGAACUUGUCCUUCAUAGACCUCUGCUAUUCCUCUGUGAUCACACCCAAAAUGCUCAUGAACUUCAUAUUAAGGAAGAAUGUUAUCUCCUACAUGGGAUGUAUGACCCAGUUUUACUUUUUUUGCUUUUUUGUAAUUUCUGAAUGCUAUGUGCUGACCUCAAUGGCCUAUGAUCGCUAUGUGGCUGUUUACAAUCCACUUUUGUACAACAUAGCCAUGUCCCCUAAAGUUUGUUCAUACCUAAUAAUUGGAUCAUACUUGAUGGCAUUUUCUAGUGCCAUGAUCCACACUGGAUUCAUCCUGAGACUGACUCUCUGUGGUGGAAACAUCAUCAACCACUACUUCUGUGAUGCCAUCCCUUUACUUCAGCUCUCCUGCACAGAAACCCACAUCAAUCAGCUGGAGAUUUUCAUUGUAACGGGAAAAGACAUCAUUUUGCCAAGUCUUGUUAUCUUUAUCUCAUAUGGUUUCAUUGUUUCCAGCAUCCUUCAUAUGAGGUCCACUGAGGGCAGGUCCAAAGUCUUUAGCACUUGCAGUUCUCACAUAAUUGCUAUUUCUAUGUUUUUUGGAUCAGGUGCAUUUAUGUAUCUGAAACCCUCCUCAGCUAAGUCUAUUGAUGAGGGAAAGAUCUCUUCUGUGUUUUAUACUAUUGUGGUUCCCAUGAUGAACCCCUUAACCUACAGCUUGAGGAACAAAGAUGUUAAAGUUGCCCUGAGAAAAACUUUGAGCAGGAGAAAACUAUUUAAUACAAACCUCUUAUAG